Micropterus salmoides (largemouth bass) is the source of this 2444-nucleotide messenger RNA. RefSeq names its product delta(4)-desaturase, sphingolipid 2 (gene degs2). Gene Ontology annotation, molecular function: sphingolipid delta-4 desaturase activity. The coding region runs from base 1 to 969 and encodes 322 amino acids. NCBI's taxonomy places the organism in Eukaryota, Metazoa, Chordata, Actinopteri, Centrarchiformes, Centrarchidae. Gene Ontology annotation, biological process: ceramide biosynthetic process; sphinganine metabolic process. The record is from RefSeq and is a predicted model, not a curated record. Gene Ontology annotation, cellular component: membrane. The transcript has 3 exons.
AUGGGUAAAACAGGUGGAAGACACGAUUUUGAAUGGGUCUACAAUGAUCAGCCGCACACUUCAAGAAGAAAAGAAAUUCUGGCCAAAUAUCCAGAGAUCAAGUCUCUAAUGGGUCCAGACCCCCAGCUGAAGUGGGUGGUAUCAGGCAUGGUCCUAACCCAGCUCCUGGCCUGCUACCUAGUCCAUGACCUCUCCUGGAAGUGGAUCUUCUUCUGGGCCUACGCCUUCGGAGGCUGCAUCAACCACUCCCUGACUCUGGCUAUCCACGACAUCUCUCACAAUGUGGCCUUUGGCAACAAGCUGGCGAAGUGGAACCGUUGGUUUGCCAUGUGGGCCAACCUGCCCAUUGGGUUGCCUUACUCUGCCUCCUUCAAGAAGUACCACAUCGACCACCAUCGCUAUCUGGGUGGCGACCAGCUGGAUGUUGACAUCCCUACAGACAUUGAGGGAUGGUUCUUCUGCACCCCGGCCAGGAAGGUGCUCUGGCUUUUUCUCCAGCCCUUAUUCUACGCUCUUCGCCCAUUGGUGGUCAAUCCUAAGCCAGUGUGUUGCUUGGAGAUCCAGAACGCAGUUGUUCAGCUCACAGUAGAUUUAAUUAUCUACAAUCUAUGGGGGCUGAAGCCCAUUGUUUACCUGAUUGCAGGUUCUAUCCUGUGUAUGGGACUGCAUCCCAUCUCUGGACAUUUCAUAGCCGAGCAUUACAUGUUCCUGAAAGGACACGAGACAUAUUCUUACUAUGGAUCACUGAACUUGAUCACCUUUAAUGUUGGGUAUCACAUGGAGCACCACGACUUCCCGAGCAUACCUGGCAGUAAGCUACCUCAGGUCAAGCAAAUCGCAGCAGAGUAUUAUGACUCCCUGCCUCAACACACUUCCUGGAUCCGGGUAUUAUGGGACUUUGUGUUUGAUGACAGCAUCGGCCCCUAUGCCAGAAUCAAACGGGAGUACAAGCUAAGCAAGCAGGAAUAAAUCUGUGACUAAUUAUGUUUCACUCUUUAUGUUUCCCUUUAAAGAGGAAUGUGAAUUUCAGUCAGUUAAUAAUCUAAGUGACCACUAUGAAAUAUUAUAUUCUCUUGUUUAGAUUUUGUGUGUGGCUGUUAUUGUACAUAAAUGUUAUACAUGUUCUCACCUAAAUCUGUCCUGUCCUGUACUGUGACUAUAGGACAAAUGAAUGUGCACAUUUCAGUUUCAUACAUACAGUUAAUGGAAAUGGGAAGAGAAUUCGGUUACAGCUAGGUUGUUUCCUUCACCCUGUUAGUUUUCAUGCUUCUAUUCCUGCUAUAAACAGAAGGCCCCUUUGCUGUGAUACAGGGAUGGCACUGAUACAAGAAGGAGAAAAUGAUGAUUACAUUAAUAUUUCCUUAUCUGCAACUGGAGACAACAAUGAUAAUAGUAUUCAGAACAGAAAAACACCUCAUUUUUAUAGGUUACAGGUCACAUACAUUCUCAUCAUCUCGGAGAUGUCACUAGCUCUGUGUUCUCUUUUUCCUGCCGAAUGUCAGGCUUCUUAAGAAUUUCUUUUCUGAGAUUCUCAGAAUUUCGAUUCUGAGAAUCAAGGCUUACGAAAGCCUCUCAGAUUACUCAAUACAAUUUCACCAUUGAUCAUGCAGAACAGUGCUGAGGUGGAAAAUGAGCAUUGAAACUUACCUGUCAGUAAGAGGAGCCUUUUCUUCAGUGACGCCCCAUUCUGCUUGUUUGCAGCUCCAUUGUGCUGUAAACAUGUUUGAUUAUAUCUACAGGAAGUGGACAAAAUAACAGAAACACUGUAUAGUGCAAAAGUAGUAGUUCUUUAGAAAAUUCAAGUUUGAGUCUCUAAUGUUGCUCAGCAAAUAUUCCAUUAAGACUCUUUGAGUCAGUGUUAGUGAGAGUGUUAGUGAGGCCACUGGUCCCCCUUGCUCAUGCAGUUUUGCCAUUUUUUCUUUCCCCUGUCUUCAUGAGUUUAGAGAUCGCCACCCUGUAUAAAUUUUGGGUGGUCACAGCCAGUGCACCAGCAAUACAGCCAGUGACAAAUAUUAAUCACAAUUUUCAUGUUGUGAGUGUGCCAGGCAACAAGAGAGAACAAUUACGCCUGAUAUUCACUUCCUGAACUGCAGGUGCAUCCAACACAAAAUACAAAACGAUACGUAAUGUCAUGUUGAAAUAGGCCAUAAAAAAGAAAACAGCAUUAGCAAAGAGGAGCAGUGGUCACAAGUUGUCCCUGACCUUCACUCAAUGAAAGUCUUCUAACGACAGCAAAGCAGCACUUCUGACUUACAAAUAAAAACAUUACAAGCUUGACCAAAUUAGCAAUUACUGCAGAGCCAUUCUAUUGCACAGUGUUUGUUAUUUUGCCCACCUGUAUGUACAUCUUAAUCUAUGUGUUGUGAUUGAUAUUUGUUCUUUAUAUUUAAAUGACUGUACUAUACAUGAAAACAGUAAAAAAAAUUAUAGAUUACAACUAUAAA